GCUGGGGGAGUUGGUAUCAGAUUCUUCAUGGAGAUUCAAAAAUUGUUUUCCAUGAAAAUGUGGUGGAAUUAUCAAGAAAGGAUCAAAGACUGUGGGCUAAAUUAAUGCACAUGAGAUAUCACAAUUGAACUCCUGUUGAUAUUAAGCUUACAGAUUCGCAUGUGUCGAAGGCUAAAUGGAAUCAACUUGGAAGUAGAAAAGUUGGUUGGUAGAGAAAAUAACAAACUUAAUGGCUGCCCUCGAAGGGUGGUUAUUCAGUGAAAUCAGCCUAUGAAGCUUUGCACAAGAGUCCUGGAUCAUCCCUUUCACUAUCCUUUAUUUGGCACUCUAAACAGGCAGCUAAAGUUUGCAUCUUUCUUUGGAGGUUAUGGUAUGGAUGUCUCCCCUUCCCGGCUAAUCUAGUAAGAUUUCAGCGGUUUUCCCAUCUAUGUGUCCAUUCCGUCGAAACGAUGAUGCAUAAGAAAAUCAUGUUCUUUACAAAUGUAGUCACGCAGCAAAAGUUUGAAAGCAUUUUGCAUGCUUACUACUGAGAGAUUGGAAAAAUGAGUCUAGGCUUAAUUAAGGUUUCUUCAGAUAGUGGCUUAAGAGUAAUAGGAAAACAAUAGAUGGCAAUUACAUGGUAGUACCACCAGGAGUUAUUACAUGGUUUUUAUGGAAGUGUUACUGCUCAGCUACCUGGGGAAACGAGGAGUUUGAUGAUAGUAGAAUUGUUAACCAGAUCAGGUAAUAUAUGUUGGCAUGGUGCAUGGCUCAUGACAUACUAAGUGAAGCUGGGGCUUUAAGGCAUGCAGGUCUUAUUCCGGCACACGCUUUCAUUAAAAGAUCGUUUGUUCAAAGAUGGAGUAAACCGGGAGAGAAGUCCGCUAAGCUAAAUAGGGCUCUAUUCAGAAGGACAAUUAGAAUCUCAAGUGGGGUUAUACUUAGGAACCAUCAUGUUAAGGUGAUCAAGACAUCUUUUAUCUAUUCCCUUGAGACAGCUGAUCAGUUGGAAGUUUUAAACAAAGCUACUCUGUGGUGUUAUAAUCUUAAUACAGAUAGGUGGAGAUAGAUAUCACUUCUAAACAUUAUCAGAACUUGAAAGAGAACACGAAGCCUAAGUGGAAGCAGAAAUGGUUAUUUCGUUCAGGUCGAUUCAUAAACAUUCGAAUGCUGCAACUAUUCUUCUUUCCCAAGCUUCAAUAUCAGAAGAUAGGAUCUUCAAGGAUGGAACUCAACUUUUAGCUCAGGUACUUGGUGCAAUUAAAUUGGCUCUGAAGGAAUUCCCUAUGUGUGCAUGUGAGUAUUGCUUCGUAAGGUGGGCUUGUAAUCGCAUGAGUCCUAAACUUUUGGUGCUUUGCACAAACAUUAGUUUAUUUAUACCACUUCGAGAGAGGUUUAUUUCUAAUAUCCUGAUAAAUGCUCUCCAACAUUUAGAGGUCGUUUGGCAACAUUGUUUUUCGGCUUAUCAGCCAGCUUUUUCACCAAACACGUAUUUUUGCUUUCGCGCGCUGAAUUGUGUAAUAAGCAGAAAAAGUAAGGUUAGAGACUUAGAGCCCGUUUGGUAGCACCAAAAUCGGCUGUUUUGGCUGAUUCUGCUGAAAUUUAUGAUAUUCUGGCUGGAGUGGCUGUUUUGGCUGAUUCUGCUGAUUUAAGAAAAAAAUAUUUUAAAAAUAUAUUUUAUUAAUAAAUUAAAGAAAAAAUUAUAUGUAAAAAUAGCUAAAAUGGUCCUCUACAGUAACUUCAGCCAAUACAGUCAGAAAAGUAACUCCAACCUUACUUUUUCGGCUUAUUACACAAUUCAGCGCGCGAAAGUAAAAGUUACGUGUUUGGUGAAAAAGCUGGCUGAUAAGCCUGAUAAGCCGAAAACAGAG
Cuscuta epithymum is the source of this 1850-nucleotide messenger RNA. NCBI's taxonomy places the organism in Eukaryota, Viridiplantae, Streptophyta, Magnoliopsida, Solanales, Convolvulaceae. The record is from the annotation of a GenBank genome assembly.